AAUAAUGGUCAAUACUCAAUGGAUGAAUAAUUCCAACACCUUUAUUUACAAAAUAAAAUUAUUUUAAAUAAUAAUUUGUUGUUCAAUCGGAUUCGAUAGAAGAGUAUAAAUAUUUUAUGGAUAGGUGUGAUGACGAUAUAAUAUUCAUUAUUCGUAUGAUAUAAUAUAUUAUCGUACCGAUCAAAAAAUGAAUUUUACAAUUUUUUGUCGUCCGAUCAGCAAAACAUUAAAAAGUUUUAGCAGAAUACGGUUGCAGUCAAAUAUUUGCAAAAUAAGUUAUUCAAAUGAAAAAAAGACAACAGUAGAUGAGGGUGAAGUACAGAGGCAUAGCAAUUUAAUGAAGGACUGGUGGGAUCCAAAGGGAAAGAUUAUGCCACUACAUAGUCUCAACCUCCUCAGGGUUCCUUUUGUUCGUGAUGGACUUAUUGGGGGAUCUGAAAAGUCUUUAACACCAUUGGCUGAUAAAAAAUUAUUGGAUGUUGGGUGUGGUGGUGGUAUAUUGUCAGAGGCCUUAGCCAGAGUUGGAGCAAAUGUGACAGGAAUUGAUGCUAGCAAAGAACUGAUAGAAUUAGCCCAGCAGCAUAGCAAUAUGGAUCCGAAAAUAGCAAACAACAAACCGACAUAUUACUGCACUACUAUAGAGGAGCAUUCGAAACAGUUUUCAAAUCAUUACGACGGCGUCGUAGCAUCAGAAGUGAUAGAGCAUGUGGCUGAUAAAGAUUUAUUCACUAAAUGCUGCGUGGACGCACUCAAGCCUGGAGGAAAAAUAUUUGUGACUACACCGAACAGAUCGAGACUAACACAGGUGUUGGGUAUUUGGGUCGCGGAAUAUGUCCUGAAAGUGAUCCCUCAAGGCACUCACGAAUACGACAAGUUUAUGACGCCGAAUGAGUUGACGUUUAUGUUGGAACGAAAUAACUGUCAAGUAGAAAUGGUGCACGGAAUGGUGUAUAAUCCGCUAUCGAAUCAUUGGUCGUGGGUGAACUACACUACCUUAUGUUUCGCAAUGCAAGCAGUGAAACUAGAUAAUAAGGUGUAAUGAACUGUUAAGAAAUAAACAUAGGUACUAAUAAAAAAGAACAGGACGUAUCCUUGAAUGUAAGAAAGAAAAGCUAGAGCUAAAGAAAGAAAGAGAAAAGUAAUUGAAGACAACCGCUGGACAGUCCGCCGCUAGCAAGAAUGGUUAUUAAAAAUACUUCUAAAUGUGUAUUCUAUUGAAACUAUAUUAGUUAUAGAGAUAUAAUAUAUGAAAGAUGUAAUAUAUUUAA
This is a messenger RNA of Leptidea sinapis, 1268 nucleotides long. Its product is annotated as ubiquinone biosynthesis O-methyltransferase, mitochondrial-like. NCBI's taxonomy places the organism in Eukaryota, Metazoa, Arthropoda, Insecta, Lepidoptera, Pieridae. The record is from RefSeq and is a predicted model, not a curated record. The transcript is spliced from 6 exons. Gene Ontology annotation, molecular function: 2-methoxy-6-polyprenyl-1,4-benzoquinol methyltransferase activity. Bases 188 to 1039 code for a protein of 283 amino acids. Gene Ontology annotation, biological process: ubiquinone biosynthetic process.